AUUUGAGAACUCAAUCGAUCGCGGACGAUUUUUCUCUUGUCUUCAAAAUUUUAAAGGAUUGAGACAAGCAGAGAGAGAGGCAGACUCACAAAAGCUCUUCUUGUGGCAAAGAAAACAGAGUUAAUGUGGAAGGCCGCUUAGCAACCAGUUUAAACGUUUUUGUGAUUUAUUCACUUAUUUUGAUCGCGCAGAGUUUUUUUUUGGUGAAAGACUUUUAAAUAUCAACCCGAUUACGUGUCACGCAUAUUUGGAUUAAUUCAUCGAUUUUCGUCUUCGAGUUUUGGGAGUAAUCCCGCACCAACUAAUUCCAAAGAGGAACAAGGAAAAAGUUCCUUUUGAGGAGAAACGUGGAACGUGGCAAAGAGUGCAAAGCAAAAGGAAAAAAAAAUCUCAAGCUAAAUGAGAGAGAGAGCAAAAAAAUAGGGAGUGUUUCUAGAAUUGGUUCUAUAUGUAAAUAAUUAAGGACUAGACACUGGCUCAAUCCGUGAGCAUGAUCUAUACAUGCGCUUAUCGUUAUACUUGGAACCGUGAAAUUGUCUUCAAUUCACAAAAAUUGGUGAAAAGACGACCAAAGCAGUAAGAAAGACAUUUUCAGCUCUUUUUCUUAUGCCUUACUGUCUAAAAUACAAUUUAAAAUAUUAAAAAAAAAAAUCUACAAUAAAAAAACGCAACAGUUGCAGAAGGACUAAAAAAAUAUACAAAUCAACUAAAAUAAAUAAAAUAUCGCAAUUUAUUUCACUUACUUAGAAAAACUAACACAUAAAAAAAUUAUUUCUUAUAUCAAAUAAAGGGAAAUUACCUUAAAACAUUCCAUUCAACGAUUAAUAUAAAUAAAAAAUAAAGAAAAAUUCUGUGUCUGUUGAGGUGUUAAAAAAUUGCAAAUAAUUUAAAAAAAAAGUCUAAUAAACAAUCUGUGUUAAAAAAAGUGAGAAAGAGACAGAAAAAAGUAAUUUAAGUCAUAAGAAAACGUCAUUGCCAUAAAUAAAUGUACAAAUUUAAAUAAAAAUAUUUCUAUUUUGUAAUUGUUGAUCAAUAAGAAAAACUAAAAACACGGUUUCCAAGGUAGAUAGAACGAUAGAAAAGAAUAUUCUCUCUCUCUCUCUCUCGCGGGUUGUGUGUGAAGGAGCACACGUACCCACAUAAAAUUUGCACCUGAAGCACACCUCUAGCAAGAAAAUAGAGGUGGGAAAUAUUGCGCGGGAAAAUUUAAGGAUAAGGUGUUUAAGAAGAAAAGCUACACUCAUGAGUACCUACAUGAUAUCAACGUAUGAACAAUGGCUCAACGAGAAGAUGGUAAUUCCAAGCCUGGAGGAAUAUCCACCAGCGCCAAUGGAACCGAUUGCCGUGAAGAAGCAGGACACCCAGGAGCUUCUUCAGGAAUUUGAGUCUGUCUACGAUGCCGUGGAGUUGACUCAUCUAACUCCACCACAAACUCCGCCUCAAACAUCACCGCAGAGGCUGGCAAUUGGGGAUGCUGGACAAUGCAUCGAUCAGACUUUCAUCUAUCAGGAACCAAUUCUCUAUGGGACCGUCUCCGCUCCGGCAUCUUUCUACGCGUUGGCGCAGGAUCAACAGCAUGGGGAAAAGUGUGUGAAUAAUUUGGAAUUCUCCCUCGCAUCCUUCCCAGGUGUGGAGGAGGCUGUUGCUGCUGCUGGUGCCAAUAUGAUUGAGAUUGCCGUGCAAUCGCCAAUGCCGGCGGAUAUUGACCAUGAGAUGGAACUUGUGGAUGAGUUGGUACGGAGUCGUGCAAAGGACUUGCCCGAUUGGACGGAUGAUGACAAUAGUUCGGAAUUUAUGUCAUCACCAGCGAGUCUGUCGCCGCGCAGUGAGGCCUCCUACAGUGGAUCGAGCUUCUCACAUGAUGACGAAUGGCUUCCAGAGUCACGUGCAAAGGCAACCACCUCAAAGGCAGCCGGUGUGAGUGGUGUCACAGCGGGUGGGGUACGUAAACGCUCGCGCCCCUAUGCACGUGGAACGGAGGAUAAGAAGUCGCGGAAGAAGGAACAGAACAAGAAUGCCGCCACGCGUUAUAGGAAAAAGAAGAAGAUGGAAAUUGAGGAAGUUCUGGAAAUUGAACGCGCCCUCCAGCGUGAUCAUGAGAAGUUGAGAGCUGAAGCGACGGAUUUGAAGCGCGAGAUUAAGUACCUGAAGGGUCUCAUGAGAGAAGUCUACAAGGCAAAGGGUCUUCUUGAUUAAAAAGAAAAAAAAUUACAUCAAAGGACAAUGGAUAAGGUGGGAAAGAGGAUAUUGAGCCUGUUUAUCUUUAAAAUGUACUACUUUUGUUUUAAACAAUAUUUUUUCUAUCAAAAAUUUUUUUUAAUUAACAUUGAAAUUUUUUUUGCACUAUAAUUUUGUUUUUUAUUAAGUAAAUAUAGUUAAGAUAUUAAAUGAAAACACAAUUAAAUACUAAUUUCCCCUUUUUUUAGUGAGUAGCUGGGCAUAAAUAUUAAUUAAUAUAUUUAUAUGCGAUAAUGUUUGAAGGAAAAAAUUUAAAGAAAAUUGUUAAGAACAACUUUCAUUAACUUUUUAAAAGAAACAUUUUCGAAUAUUAUACAAAAUAAUUAAUAAUCAUAAAUGAAUAGUUUGUAAGAGAAAUAAAAUAUUCUUAGCAGUAAAAAUAAACAAAGUAGAAUUUUAGAACAUUGCAAACAAUGAAAUUAUUUACCGUAAAUAAUAUUGUAGAAAAAAAAAUAUGCUAAAGUUUCAUUUGUAGCAAAAUACGUCGUAAUAUAAUUCAAAAGGUGUAAUGAGUUGUAGUUCGCUGUCUUCUUGACACUCUGUGUAGUUUGUAGAAGUUUUUCAUCCACCCCUUCUUAUAAAAUUAUAUUCCAAAACACCCUGUGUAAGAAGAAUCCUCAACUUUGCCCUCAAUUUCUCAUCUGUACCCUCUUAUUUUGCUUGUGACGUUUUCGUGAGAUUACCGAAGUUUUCUUUCCAAAAAGAGUGUACAGAAAAAGACAAAUUGCAAAGGCAACAGUUGAGAGCAGAUAAAAACACCGAAUUUGCAUUUUUUUACUACCCUUGCAAAAUUAACAAAAUUUGUUUGGAAAAUGUGUUAAAGUUUUCAAAAGAAAAAAACCUUUUUUUUGUAUAAAUUUCUGUUGAGCCUUCUUAUUGAUUUGCUACAACAAAACAAGAUAAUAACACAGUCUAUUCGUGUUAAACUGGCUAUAAGAAAAUAAUAAAAAGAGAAAAAAUAAGAAAAGAAAAAAACCUCAAAAUUGCAUAAUUUUAUUUGUAUACACACCUUGAUCUUGUAUGAAUUUCAAGCUGGAUAUUUCAAAUAAAGGGUUAUCAUAAAUGGAAA
This is a messenger RNA of Lutzomyia longipalpis, 3307 nucleotides long. RefSeq names its product activating transcription factor of chaperone (gene crc). The record is from RefSeq and is a predicted model, not a curated record. Gene Ontology annotation, biological process: regulation of transcription by RNA polymerase II. Gene Ontology annotation, cellular component: nucleus. Lineage: Eukaryota; Metazoa; Arthropoda; Insecta; Diptera; Psychodidae. The transcript has 2 exons. Gene Ontology annotation, molecular function: DNA-binding transcription activator activity, RNA polymerase II-specific; RNA polymerase II transcription regulatory region sequence-specific DNA binding. Bases 1243 to 2196 code for a protein of 317 amino acids.